UUUUGUAGUAGAUUAAAAUUGGAAAAUUCUCAAAAUAAUUCGCAAUCAUUUUUCUAAUUUAAUAUCGGGUAGGGUGGGAGAAAUAUAUAAUCCACACUUUUUCACUAUAUUGUUAGUUUAGAUUUUAUCAUUAGGUAAAAUUAAAAAAUUAAGUAAAUCGUUACUUAAUUAACAGCUGUCAAAAUGAGUGACGAUGACCAGAAAACGGAAAUUAUCCGCAAAGCCUUCACCAUGUUUGAUACAGGCAAAACAGGAUUCAUCGAAACUAUAAAAAUCGCCACCAUCUUGAACACAAUAGGUCAACUUUUCGAUGAAACGGCAUUAAACGAAUUAAUUAGAAAGAAUGACCCUGACAAAACUGGUCAAGUCAAUUUUGACGGUUUCUUUGAAAUUGUUUCCCCCUUCUUAGAGGAAGAUCUUGAUGAAGCGGAAACCCAACAAGAACUGAAAGAGGCUUUUAGGUUGUAUGACAGAGAAGGAAACGGUUACAUCACGACAGGAACGUUAAAGGAAAUUUUAGCAGCUCUGGAUGACAAUCUUACAAGCAGAGACUUAGAUGGAAUCAUUGCUGAAAUUGAUACUGAUGGAUCAGGAACUGUAGAUUUUGAUGGUAAACAAAAAUCAUAUUUUACACACUGUGGUGAUAAAGUAAGGAACAAAAUUCAUAAUCGUGUUAUUUAA
This is a messenger RNA of Psylliodes chrysocephalus, 681 nucleotides long. NCBI's taxonomy places the organism in Eukaryota, Metazoa, Arthropoda, Insecta, Coleoptera, Chrysomelidae. The record is from the annotation of a GenBank genome assembly.